GUGGAGAGAGUGCUGACUCCGUCAACACCAACUCUAACUCAAGGCGACCAGCUAAACCGAAUCAAAUUAAUUCGAAAGCGCGCCAAAAACCGCCAUGCAGCCGGUGAUUUUCGCGAAGACGGCGAAGAUGGACAAGGCAUGCUGGCCAACUCCUAUCCUCGUAGCCGAGUGGUCGGCGGCCAUCCGGACAACGAAGACGAGGUUGUUCAGGCCUACGAUCUGGCCGUCCUCUCCAACGAUUCUGCUGACGACUGCAGGGUUCUUCAACCCCGCGAGUCGUUAGCGACAUCCAUGAGCAAGAUAUCGCUGACGCCCUAUCACAGCCGCAGUCGAGAAUUCGGCAACCACCAAACCUUCAGUAAUGUUCCACUAGGGUGA
This is a messenger RNA of Dibothriocephalus latus, 378 nucleotides long. The record is from the annotation of a GenBank genome assembly. Lineage: Eukaryota; Metazoa; Platyhelminthes; Cestoda; Diphyllobothriidea; Diphyllobothriidae.